AUGCGCCUUGAUUCUAACAUGCUUCAAGGGCCGCUCCCAGUUCGACCACCUUCCAUUUCUUUCUAUACGAUCUCAGACAACACACUGGCUGGAGAAAUUCCACAUUUGAUUUGCAAUCUAAGUUCAAUAGCUAUUCUCAAUUUGGCAAGCAACAACUUGAGUGGUCCUCUUCCACAGUGCUUAGGCAACUUGAGUGAUUCUCUCACAAUUGUGGAUGUACACAACAAUAAUUUUCAUGGAACCAUUCCUCAGAUCUUCGGGGAAGGAAAAGAAUUGAGGAUGAUUGAUUUAAGCCAAAAUCAAUUACAAGGGCGUAUACCUAGAUCAUUAGCCAAUUGUACCAAGCUUGAAGUUCUUAAUCUUGGUAACAAUCAGAUACAUGAUAUUUUCCCCUUCUGGUUGGGCAUUCUUCCAGAGUUGAGGAUUCUUAUUUUGAGAUCUAAUGAAUUCUUUGGUUCAAUGGGACAUUCUUUCAAUUCUCCGAACUUGCGCAUCAUUGACUUCUCAAAUAAUGACAUUACUGGUAAACUUCCACAUGAAUACUUCCAAAAUUGGAAAGCCAUGCAGAUCGUUGAUACAGUGCACAUAGAGUACAUGGAAGAAGAAAGAGCUCAAAAGUCACCUAUAGGAGGUCCUAUCCCAAUUCCAUUGGCAAACUUGACGGGGCUAGAAUCAUUGGAUUUGUCACAAAGCAAGUUGUCUGGUGUGAUCCCUCCUCAGUUAACAGAACUCACUUUCCUUUCACACUUUAAUGUCUCCCAUAAUCACUUGACAGGACCUAUACCACAUGGGAAGCAAUUUGACACAUUCAACAACAAUUCGUUCAGUGAGAAUCCUGAAUUAUGUGGAAGCCAUUUGUCAAAAAAAUGUGAGAAUCCUGAGGACUCACCGCCUCCAUCUUUAAGCCACAACUCAAAGUUCUCAUUUGAAUUUAGUUGGAAAGUAGUCGCGAUGGGAUACGGAUGUGGAUUCAUGUUUGGAGCAGUGUUUGGGCAAAUCAUAAUCACAAAGAAGUAUGUGAAGGUGAAUUGCGAACUGCUACGUCAUUUGGACUCUAGCAUACUCACACCAGAUCAAGAAGAAGGACCCAUGAAGGCCAACAAGUGGGUUCUAGAUCUCAACGGCUGUACAGAGGAGCAAAAAGUACAGUACACAAGGCAUCUACUUCAGGGAGAGGCCAGUAUCUUCUGGGAUACUAGGAGGGAACUGCUGAUAAGGGAAUUGGACAAUAUUGCUGCUUUGACCUAG
This is a messenger RNA of Carya illinoinensis, 1248 nucleotides long. Its product is annotated as receptor like protein 27-like. The transcript is spliced from 4 exons. Lineage: Eukaryota; Viridiplantae; Streptophyta; Magnoliopsida; Fagales; Juglandaceae. The record is from RefSeq and is a predicted model, not a curated record. The coding region runs from base 1 to 1248 and encodes 415 amino acids. Gene Ontology annotation, molecular function: protein binding.